AUGAAGUUAAUUCUUUGGAAUAGUCGUGGUACUUGUAGACCGUCUUUUGUUCGUGUGGCUAGAGAUAUUAUUAGAGAACAUCAUCCUGUAAUUUUGGCAAUAGUUGAAACUAGGGCUUUUGCUGAUAGAGCAAAUCAGAUUGUUAAUAAGUUAGGGUUUAGUAAAGCCUUUGUUGUUGAUCCAGUUGGUUUUUCAGGCAACAUUUAUGGGCUGAACUUGAGGCUGUUUCUUGUGUCUGGGUUUGGUUGGUUAACUUUAGGAGAUUUUAACUCUGGUUUGCAUCAUACUGAUAAGGUUGGAGGUAGCCCUUUGUCACUUUCUCAGUCGCAAGAAUUAUCUACAGUGUUCAACCAUUGUGGGUUGCUUGAUUUGGCUGCUUCAGGUCCGAGGGCUAUUUUAGUUGAUUUUAAUUCAGCGAAACCUAAAUUUGUCCCUAGACCUUUUAGAUUAGAAGCUAUUUGGCUUGAGGAUCCUCGUUUUGAAUAUGUUGUUUCCCAAUGCUGGUCUUCCUUAUUUGAUACUCUUGUUAACCAUACCAUUUUUGAUAGGUUUGUCUCUCUGCAAAAGCAUGCUCUUGUUUGGAAUAAGAUUGUUUUUGGUCAACUUAGAAGUAAUAUUCAAAAAUGUAAAACUGAUUAUGUUCUCUUUGUCUUUAAUAAAGAUGUUGUUAAUUCCUGUACUAAAUCUUAUUUGGAUGCUUUGCAACUGGAGGAAAUUUUCUGGCAUCAAAAAUCUCGUGUUAAAUGGAUAAAGUGUGGUGACUUGAAUACUCAUUUCUUUCACAUUACCACUUUAGUUCAUAGACAUAGAAAUCAAAUUCUUAGGCUUAAAAAUGAUGAUGGUGUUUGGGUUUCAGGUCAAAGUGGUGUGUCUUCUGUUCUUGUUGAUUUUUUUAAAUCUCUUUUUUCCUCUGCUAGUCCUUCUCCUUGUUCUUUAUCCAUGCUUAAGCCUUUGAUAAAUCGGUUUAUUACUUCUGAUAUGAAUACCUCUUUGAUUGCUCCUGUUACUGAUUCAUAA
Messenger RNA from Papaver somniferum (opium poppy), 1017 nucleotides. RefSeq lists its product as uncharacterized. NCBI's taxonomy places the organism in Eukaryota, Viridiplantae, Streptophyta, Magnoliopsida, Ranunculales, Papaveraceae. The record is from RefSeq and is a predicted model, not a curated record. Bases 1 to 1017 code for a protein of 338 amino acids. The transcript has 3 exons.